UUUCAAAGCCCGAUUCUUUCUUGUUCCUCAAGACGCUACUACUUCAAAAAGCAAUACAAAAUAAAACCCCACCUUCAUCUCUCCAGGUACCCAGCGACACACAGUAACAGAUCGACAAUUCCAUCACCAGAUCCGCUGAAACAUGGAGUGCGUUUUCGGUUUAGUAGGCAACGGUUUCGCAAUCUUAGCGGCCGACACGUCCGCCGUUCACAGUAUUCUCGUUCACAAAUCUAACGAAGACAAGAUCAUGGUCCUCGACUCUCACAAACUCAUCGCUGCCAGUGGCGAACCCGGUGACAGAGUUCAGUUUACGGAGUUUAUACAGAAGAACGUGGCGUUGUACCAGUUUCGUAACGGAAUUCCGUUGACGACUGCGGCGGCGGCCAACUUUACGCGAGGAGAGCUCGCCACUGCUUUGAGGAAGAGCCCAUACAUGGUCAACAUCCUUUUGGCUGGCUACGACAAGGAGACAGGACCAUCUCUAUACUAUAUUGACUACAUUGCUAGCCUUCACAAGGUUGAUAAGGGCGCAUUUGGUUAUGGCUCCUAUUUUUCACUCUCCAUGAUGGACAGACACUACCACAGUGGCAUGUCGGUGGAAGAAGCCAUAGAUUUGGUUGAUAAGUGCAUAAUGGAGAUACGAUCCAGGCUUGUUGUGGCACCACCAAACUUUGUGAUAAAGAUUGUUGACAAGGAUGGAGCAAGGGAGUACGCCUGGCGUGAAUCUGUCAAAGAAACCCCUGCUUGAGCAUAAGGGUUUCAUACUUGAAUUGCUUGGUUUUAGAUGUGUAAUUUGGAUGAGGCAGUAGAAUGUUAUAUUUAAAUGCCCAUACCUGUUUCAAACAGGACUUUGUUGUUCUUGCUUGAUAUUUAAGAAUAGUUAAUGUUUUGGAAAUUUAAUUCAACUUUCUAAGUGGAAUUCUCGUGGCUGAGAUUGGAUAUGAAGUUUAAUUUUGACUUGAAAA
Molecule: messenger RNA, 965 nt
Organism: Mangifera indica (mango)
Lineage: Eukaryota; Viridiplantae; Streptophyta; Magnoliopsida; Sapindales; Anacardiaceae
Product: proteasome subunit beta type-2-A-like
Exons: 3
Coding region: 143-748 (201 amino acids)
Biological process (GO): proteasomal protein catabolic process
Cellular component (GO): proteasome core complex, beta-subunit complex; nucleus; cytosol
Molecular function (GO): peptidase activity
Source: RefSeq, a predicted model, not a curated record